Molecule: messenger RNA, 5587 nt
Organism: Penaeus chinensis
Lineage: Eukaryota; Metazoa; Arthropoda; Malacostraca; Decapoda; Penaeidae
Gene: drk
Product: growth factor receptor-bound protein 2
Exons: 7
Coding region: 409-1086 (225 amino acids)
Molecular function (GO): protein binding
Source: RefSeq, a predicted model, not a curated record
GCGUACAUUAUAAGUGAGCGCUGUACAAGGGGGAAUCGCCAUAUCUCUGUGGUUGUUCUAUUUCGUUUAUUUGGCCCAUUUUCUUACAUUUUGUGUGUGUGUGUUUACGUCACGUCGAGGUGUGUUUUACGUUUUAUGUGUCCGUGUUCCCCAGUGAGCGUACCAACAUACGGUAGCCAAACAACCACACACGCUCCAUCUACACGCCAGAACAUGUACGAAGGGAAGCAUUUACAGCCGUCCCUGUAGAGCAAAGAGGCUAAAAAGUAAUAGAACUAAUUCUCCCGCUGUACAACCUCCACGUGGCAGUGAGUCAACACAACUCUUAGCAUUCAUUCUCGGUCACGCUACGAAUCCAGACAACCACGCAACUGCAGCUCUGUACUUACGCACGCCGCUGAUUUCACCAUGGAGGCGAUAGCAAAACAUGACUUUAACGCCACAGCUGAGGAUGAGCUCAGUUUUAGGAAAGGGCAGAUUCUUAAGGUACUAAAUAUGGAAGAUGACAUGAACUGGUUCAGAGCAGAGCUGGAUGGCAGAGAAGGACUCAUCCCUAGCAACUACAUUGAGAUGAAAAGCCAUGAGUGGUAUUACGGAAGGAUAACCCGCGCAGACGCGGAAAAACUCCUGCUUAAUAAACACGAGGGAGCGUUCCUCAUCCGGGUUAGCGAGAGUUCUCCGGGAGAUUUUUCAUUAUCCGUCAAUGUUGCAUCAGAUGCAAAUGUAAACCCUCAGUCGUCACAAGGAUGUGGAGAUGGCGUUCAACACUUUAAGGUCUUGAGGGAUACACAGGGCAAGUUUUUCCUCUGGGUUGUCAAGUUCAACUCCCUAAAUGAAUUGGUGGAGUACCAUCGAUCAGCGUCUGUGUCCCGGUCCCACGACAUUAAGCUCAAAGACAUGACUCCAGAAGAAUUCUUAGUGCAAGCCCUAUACGACUUCACCCCUCAGGAGCAGGGCGAGUUGGAAUUCAAGCGAGGAGAUGUCAUCACUGUCACAGACCGGUCAGACCCCCACUGGUGGAGCGGCGAAAUGGGCAACCGCAGGGGGCUCUUUCCUGCCACCUACGUGGCUCCCUACCACACCUAGAUGCCCAGUGCAGGAGCUCCACCUCGAGUACCACGUCAUAACCGGAGUCAGCAGCCAUUCGUACCAGGAGGCUGCUCAAACAGCAUCUUAACAGAAACAAUGAAAGAGACCUUGCUGAAAACAAUGAAUGGAAACUUGGCCAGGCUUAAGGGUGCUUUGGCCGACACACAGUGACAGACUGAGGGAGGCCUUGCAGGAGAUGAAUAGUAGUUGGCUGGCACCCUAUACAGUUUUUGGUUUGUGUUUCUGUGGCUUUCACCCCAGUCAGUAAUUGUGCCUACAUUCUACUUUGAUUUUGCCCCAUCCAUUUAUAUUGGAUUAGCCAGUAAAUAUGUUUUAUUAUUGGUGCCAUCUCAUACCUUUUCAUCCUACAUGGUUUUGUAAAGAAUGACUUUUUAAAAAAAGGAAUUGCAUGUGUAUUAUUCUUGCCACAAGCUUUGAUUGCAGAAUUUUUAGAAAUAUAUCAAUGGAAAAUACAUUAGUAUCCAUAACAUAAAAUUGAAUAUUCAAUAGCUUGAAGAAUAAACCAAUUAGCCUUGCAUGGCUUUUGCAGUGUUGCAGUGAUUCAUCAGGUACAUAACAAUUUGUGCACAAAAUUAUUGGUAAUGUACUUUACAAAAUGUUUAUGUCCCACCUAUGCACCUGGAGUGAUUCGUUUUUUUCUUUCUUUCUUUCUUUUCUUUUUUUUCUCUUUUUUUCAUAAUUUUUUUCUCUCUUGUUUUGAUAAGAAGCUGUUUCAACCUUUACCUGAAUCUAAGAAAUCUUUACAGACAAUUUGCCCAAAAGUCCAGGAAAUGUCUUUUUAGAGAUAAGGUACAUUUUAAGAGACACUAUAUUUUUUUGUUCUCUCAUUUCUCUGAAAGGCCUUAAAUCCAGGUAAAGUUGGUCCAGAUUCUAGAAUUUAUGAUUCCUCGAAUAGAUCAAGCCCUGUUUGCAAGAGGAAAGCACAAGAGAUUGUUCGAGGUCUCUCUUUUUUACAUUGUUUUGUUCAGGCCAGGCAAGCACAAAAACAAUUUUUUUUUUAUAUACAGUUAGGCAUUUUUUUUUUCUUUUCUUUUUGAUUUUUUUAUAUCUAUAUAGUGUGUAAAAAAAAAAAACAAAAAAAAAAAAUAAUAAAAGAUGAAUUUGUGUAUAAUUACAUGAGCAAGCCAAAUACGCAGGAGGAAAGGGCUAAGGACCCAGCCUGCGAGAAGGGAAAAUCGUGCGUUACAGAGCGGAGGGAGAAACGCGGUUGUGAGAGCUGUUGAUGUCAUAAGGUCUUUGUUGAAUGGGAAUUGUUUUCGCAGGCCUAUGGAUUUUGAUAUUAUCUAUAAACGGUAUGUUGGGGGAGUUCACGUGGAAGGCUAUGCUUACUACCGAGCAUCAGCAGGAUUGUACAGAUUUAUUUCUCAGUAAUGCGUUCUUUUUUUAGAUAGAGGAAAGAAGAAGAGAGUGUGAAAGAGAAAGAGAUAGAGAGCAAGAGAGAGAGAGUGAGAGAGAGAGAAUGAAUAUAUUUACACGAAAAGCAUUAUGUUACGUUUGUAUUCAGAGUGUAUUUUUUCAGACUUCAGGCUACUUCAGCUUGUAAAGGACCUUGUAGCUUGCCUUGUGGUAAAGAGUAUGGAUUCAGUAAGAGGGGGGGGGGGGGGUCAACUCAAUACUUGUCUUCGUCGUUCUGAGAGCCGAUUGCAUUUUUGAAACAUUUAUAUUUUCAUCAGUGGUUGCAAGGCUGUGGUGAGUGAUUUAUAUUGUGGUUUGAUAUUUUAUGUAACUUUUUUUUUUUUUUUUUUCUCAUUCUUUGGCAUUCUGUGGUUGAUAAUAUCAUUAUUUUUAUGGACAUAACUGUUAUUAUUAAUAUUAUUGCUACUAAUAAUAUUUUUACUAGCAUUAUUAUUAUUAAUAUUAUUAUUAUGAUUAUUGUGAUUAUGAUUAUUGUUAUAUUAUUACAUUAUUAUGUUAUUAUUUUAUCAUAGUAACAUCUAUUAGUUCACUAUAGUUAUCCUGUUAUCAUUCACUGUAAUAUGAUCAGUACAGCAUUCUGUGUUUAGAUGUGGAUUACUUUGACAAACAGAAAACAUUGGGUUACCAGAAUGUUUAGGAGUAAGGAGGAGGAGUCAGGCAGUCGAGGCCAAAUAUUUUCCCGUUUUGGAAAAAAAGGGGAAAGUGGUUGAUGACCUGUUUUUUUUUUUUUUUUUUUUUUUUUUUUUUUUUUUUUUUUUUUUCCAUGUAAGAACAAUUUGCAAAUAUAUACUUUUUGGUUUGUUAUUAUUAUUACUAUUAUUGAUAUCUCAAUAGGUCAAAAUAAUGAAGGUUUUGAAUGAAUAGAUAUAGCCCCCUCCUCUUGUCUUUUUAUAUAUUUUUGUUUUUAUUUAACAUUAUUAUUUAUUUUAUUUUUUUAUUUUAUUUUAUUUUUUCUUUCAUCUCCCUUGAGUUUUAUUACUUUUUUACUUACUUUUUUUAUUUUUUGCUACAAUGUUCUUUUUCUAUCCCUCAUUGUGUUCUCUUUUUUAUGUAUGUAAAUGUACAUCAAUGAUGAUUCUACAUCUAAAACUGCAAAUAACACAAUGUAUAGUGGGUAGUUUUACGUACUAGGUAAUUAAUGGGAUGAGUUCCGAUUUUUCCAAGAAUUGUUAUCAUGGUCUUGUCUGCGAGUUCUUGCAACUCAAGUACGCACCCUCAUGAUUGACAUUUUUACCAAGCACAUUAAACUGACACAGUGUUUCAGCUAUGUACACGCUCUCUCCCUCAUAUUAUUCAACCAUGGUAUUAAUCAGUACAUAGUGGUUCCUUAUACCUCAUAACUACACCGCAUUUUGAGAGUGAUGUGGUUGUCAUUUAUACUGAUGCGACCUGUGGUCCAUAUUGAUUGUGAGAACCAGUUUUAAGGUUAACGUUCAUUUGGAUAAGGUGCAGAGGAGGAAGGCCAAUGGCGCAUAGGGUCUCGAAUGUACAUAUUAGAUAGGAAGACAUUGAAGUUGCUGGUGAGCUGGCUGAGGAUCGCUGAGUAUUUACUUUUUGAGAUUUGUAAUGUCCAUCUUCAGCCACCUCGAGAUGCCUCCUUAUGCGAAGUUUGCACUUGAUUUGUUUGCUUUUCUUGUAGCCCCUAAUGGAAAGGUUGAGAAUGCUGAACGUUUUUUUGCUCCUUGUCUUUGCUCGAUUUCACUGAAUUGUUCAUUGCAAUAACCUUAAGAAUGUGACUGUAAUGACUACCAGAAUUUUUUUCCCCUUUGUCUCUGUCAUCUUUUUUUUUUUUAAUCAGUCCUUUUAUAAACAUAUAUUCUGCUUCCUCUUCUCUUCCUUACGAAUUUAUGGCUUCCAUACAGGGAUGACUUUCAUCAGGGUUGAAAAUGUUCAGGGUUGUCCCAAGAAAUCAAAAAGGAGUUUCUCGAGGGAUUGCUCCUCCGAACAACGCGCAAAUAAGUGUGCACUUUAAGCCACUUCGAAGCACCCUCUAUUUUUUAACAGAGAUUUAAUGGUUCAAGGCUUGAGUGAACAUGAGCUUUGGUUUUACUCUUUUCAAAGUAUUUUUAAGAUACUUUUCGUAUGGAUCUUUUCACUUUUUUUGGGUGGUUUCAUACACUAAGAAUGAAAGUCGAUGCUUCCAAAAAGAGUAAAGAAGAGAGACUGUUCCCUUCAUUAUAGAAUAUGGAUCAUCAGACACCUUAGAGCCUGAGUGAUAAUUCAAAGGUUUCCAACCCCAAAACCAUUUCAGUGCAGACUGGAAUUUAGGCUGUUGUGAAGUCUAGAUGGCUCAGCUCCUGUGAGCCAAUUUUUCGUCUUCUAAAGCAAAGUAGUUUAUCCUGCUGGUUUCAAUAUUACAGUAUUAUCACAAUACCAAAUUGGUUAUAUGAUAAGAAGAAAGGCCACACAUUUCAAGGAUCACCUGGAAGGGUGUUGACAAUUGUAAUUGACUUACAAAGUUAGCAACACAGUCCCCUGGUGCAAGAGAUCUAUCCGCUGUCACUCAGGCGGAAACUCGCAUUCGUCCACAGAAACCCUGCUGAUUUCAAUGAAAAAGGCCCUGUCAUCGCUACCUGAAUCAAGUCCCCCCCCUCCCCCCCCUCAUUGUCACCAUAGUAAACCCCUCCCUCCCCCUCCCCCCUUCCCAUCAUCAUGAAGUUUACUCCUAUCAUCAUCGUCAUUUACAGUUCUGUCGUGAAAGACCGGAUUAAGUAGCUAGAGUGAGAAAGCGCACGAGAGUAUGUACGAUUUCAGUGUGUCUAAAGCUGUGAAAUGCUCAAUUCUUGUAAUUUUAUCUCUAAUUGUUCCAUCCUUUUUAUUAUUUUUUGCAAGUUUGUGUGUGGGCUCGUGUGUGCCCCCUGUACACUUUUAUGUAUGUAUGUUUGCAUGUUUUUCUUUUCCUUUUUUUUUUUUUUCUCAUUCGUUUUCUUUUUUUCUUUUUUUCUUUUUUACGUGAUUGUAAGACUUGAAUUUGAAUGUAUUUUAAUUUGUAUUAAACUGUGAAAUCUUUAUUUGAAAUAGGUACAUGUGCUUUUACCAGAGAUAACCUUUUUUACACUUU